Messenger RNA from Porites evermanni, 1038 nucleotides. NCBI's taxonomy places the organism in Eukaryota, Metazoa, Cnidaria, Anthozoa, Scleractinia, Poritidae. The record is from the annotation of a GenBank genome assembly.
AUGGUCCUUUGCCUUAUCAUUAGCUGUGGGAGCAAAACAGGGAAGAAGCGGUCUAACGUCGAAAAAGUAAGGUUUUUCCGUGUCCCACGUGUUAUAGUCAAUCAAGGAGAGUACACCGAAGAACUUACUUCUGAGCGAAGAAUAAAGUGGAUCUCUGCGAUAAGUAGAGAAGACUUAACUGAUGAUAUUUUAGAACGCGAUCGGGUCUGCAGCCAGCACUUCGUUUCAGGAGAAGCUGCGAAAGAUUGGGAUCGAUUCAACGUAGAUUGGGUCCCUACCCUCCAUCUUGGUCAUUCAAAACAGCACGUAAAGGAUCCUGAAGAAGCAGCUGCUCGAGCACAGAGAGCUGCCAACAGACGCAAACGUCGAGCAGAGAUCGCAGAAAAGGAGGUGGAAGAAAAAGGGAAACGAGUGGAUGCUACAGGGCAAACAGCUGAUGAGAUAUUCUACGUGGCCGAGCCCGAGGCCGAGGCUUUGAGUGUUGAUGACAAAGAUCCAGAAACCAAGGAAGAAUUAUACGGAAGUCAUGACCAGAAAACAAUGAAUGGUGAAAGUCAAACGCCAGAGUCAGGGGUAAAAAUUACCCAAAAUGCUGAAACUCAAACACCUGAAUUUGAAUAUUUAUUUAAGCAAGCUGUUCUGCAACCUUUUACUGAGGAAUAUUUUGCUGAUCAUGGUGACAGGGUGAGGUUUUACACUGGUUUGCCGGGUUUUGAUGUGCUCAAAGCAACUUUUUCUUUCAUCAGUCCAUUCGUCACUCGAAGGAGUAAAAGCUUGUCUUUGUUUCAAGAAUUUAUUAUGGUAGUAAUGAAAUUAAGAUUGAAUGUUCCUCUGCAAGACCUUGCGUAUAGGUUUGGCGUUUCUCUUAGUAUUAUUUCAAGAACCUUCUCCACCUGGUUAACUGUGAUGGAUAUCGGGCCUUCCCCUAUCAUCAGAUGGCCUGAUCGAGAUGAGGUCUGGCACACGAUGUCUCUUUGUUUUCAGUUCUCAUUUGGAAAAAAAACACCAUUAUUAUUGACUGUUUUGAGAUCUUCAUAG